This is a messenger RNA of Melanotaenia boesemani (Boeseman's rainbowfish), 6220 nucleotides long. It is a transcript of the gene tgfb5, whose product is annotated as transforming growth factor, beta 5. Gene Ontology annotation, biological process: regulation of cell population proliferation; SMAD protein signal transduction; transforming growth factor beta receptor signaling pathway. The transcript is spliced from 7 exons. Lineage: Eukaryota; Metazoa; Chordata; Actinopteri; Atheriniformes; Melanotaeniidae. Gene Ontology annotation, molecular function: type III transforming growth factor beta receptor binding; cytokine activity; type II transforming growth factor beta receptor binding. Gene Ontology annotation, cellular component: extracellular region. The coding region runs from base 1354 to 2616 and encodes 420 amino acids. The record is from RefSeq and is a predicted model, not a curated record.
UGUUGUUCACACUUGAUGUGGGCGACAGUAUAUAGUAUAAUACCGGCACAUUGGGCCUGUGUGGGCCUAAUAAGAAAGGGCGAUGCAGUAUUUCUUGUGGGAUAAUUGCAAAAUGUGCAGUUGUGUUUGUGUGUGUUCUGUUAAUGGUAAAAAGAGGAUGGGUUUUGCCUACAUAAUCAUACACACUCCCUUCAUCCUGGUGGUAUCACGCCCCACCUCCUCCUCCUCCUUCACUCCCUCAGAGACUGUGUCUGUCUGGGGCUUUCUCACUGAGGAUCUGCAGAAUAAUGGAGUGGCAUCAUGCAGCAGAUCUCGGAGUUUUCAGUAGAUCUUUCAGUCCUGCACACAUGAGACAGGAGCUCUUUUAAAGCAGGAAUUCUCAAUUCACUGUAAAAUAUCAGCACAAGGACUUCUUUCAUGUUUCUCUGCGUCAUAUGUUUUUAUGUCGUCUGACUUUUUUUCCCCCAUGUUUUGAUGUUUAUGUGAGGGGCAGUAACUGGCCCACCGUGGUUUUUCCAACAUAAAUCAGAUUUUUUUCUUCUUCUUCUUCUGUUUUAACUCAGGGCGCUCUCUGUUUACAUAUAUCAGGGAAUGGGAGGACCAUAUUGGGCUUUUGGUACUGUAAAUGUUUUCUGGAAGCGGAUAUGGGCCAGUUUUUUGCUCCACAGAUGGCUCUUUCGGUGGUAAAGGCGCAGGAACCGUGCUGCUCCUGAUAAAGUGCUCCGCUCAGGUUUUUGUUCUGAGGAUUUGCGACAUGGGCUGAGCUCCUGUGAUGACUCUUUUCUCCUAAAGGUUGUUCAGUUUUGCCAGAAUGGACGAAGGAAAAAGGAGACGGAUAAACCUUUAAUCUCUCGGUCACACUGCUCUAAGCUAUAUCUUCAUCUUUACGCACCGGCACAGGACUCUGGAGCUUUGAACGCACCAUACUGGAAUUGAAGCUAGAUUUAAAGUCAAUAAAUCUAUCUCUUUUUCUCUCUUUUUUAUUUUUAUUUUUGUGGAUUUUGAGUCUGACGUUACUUAGAAGCAUGUGGUUACGUUUACUCGUAAUUUUUAAAUUUAGUCACUUCGAUGUAAAUCCUAGAGGUUAAAUAAUGCGUUCUUGUGUGUCAUGUGAUACAACAGGCGGGCGUAUAGGUAAAAAUGUUCUAAAUGCACCAUACCAUGAGUGGAAAGUCUUCAUUUUCCCACGUGAAGUAGAACUGCCCAAAAAUAAAUAAAUAAAUAACAGACUAGUAGUUGACAUUGGAGUUACUGUUGUGUCCCGUAGUUUCAUAGGCUAUUUUAAAAUCGCGCAUUUUAGGGGCUUGGUUUGGAGACGCAGCUUUCCCCACUGUGCUGACUUUGUGCUGGACAAUGUGGCUCCCCUGCCUCGCGCUGCUACAGCUGCUGCUCCGGUUCUCCGAUGUGUUGCCGGUGGAGGGGAUCAACACGUGCCAGUCCAUCAACCUGGACGCGCAGAAGUCACGGCGCAUCGAGGCGGUCCGCGGACAGAUUCUCAGCAAGCUCCGCAUCCGCAGCCCGCCGGACGAUGACGACGACCCGUCGCCCGGAUCCGUGCCCCCGGAGGUCAUACUGCUCUACAACAGCACCCGGGAGCUGCUAAAGGAGCGCGUGCGGUUGGCCGAGUCCGCAUGCGAGCGCGAAAGCAGCGAGGAGGACUAUUAUGCCAAAGAGGUGCAGAGGAUUGACAUGCUGCCCCCCCGCACCGACUCCAAUACUGUGCAGCCAACAGCACCUAACCCCUAUUACAGAGUCGUCUACUUUGAUGUCAGUGGAGUUGACCUGAUUAACAGCACCCUGAUCAAGGCUGAGUUCAGGAUCUUCAGAGCUCCUAACCCGCAGGCCCGGGCCUCGGAGCAACGAGUGGAGAUUUAUCAGUUAUUGAAGCCAGAUGAAGACAGCACCUCCACUCAGCGCUACAUUGACUCCCGCACCGUUCAGCUGAGGGCCAAGGGGUCCUGGAUCUCCGUUGACGUCACUGAAACCAUUAAGGACUGGGUGUCAGAUCCAGAGAAUAAUCUUGGCCUGAAGCUGGGCAUUCACUGUCCCUGCUGCACCUUCGUCCCAUCCACCAACACCAUCGUUCCCAACAAGAGUGAGGAGUUGGAGGCCUUGUUUGCUGGUGUGGAUGAUGAACGACUUCGUCAGAUGAGGAAGCCCGGUCAGGUUAAAGGCCAGGCAGAUUUCAGCACCAAGACGCCGCACCUCAUCCUCACCCUGCUGCCCAGUGACAGAGUUGACAACCCAGCCAAGAAGAGCCGCAAAAAGAGGGCAGCAGCCGUAGAUACCACAACCUGCUCCCGUGGCUCCAAUCAGGGCUGCUGCCUGCGCUCGCUCUACAUCGACUUCAGGCGUGACCUCAACUGGAAGUGGAUCCACGAGCCAAAAGGUUACAAAGCCAACUUCUGUGCCGGCAACUGUCCUUACCUCUGGAGUGCCAACAACCACUAUAACAUGAUCCUGCCCUUGUACAACAAGCUGAACCCUGAGGCCUCCGCCUCGCCCUGCUGCGUUCCUCAGGACUUGGAGCCCCUCACCAUCAUGUACUUCAUAGGGCGCACACCACGUGUGGAGCAGCUCUCUAAUAUGGUAGUCAAAUCUUGUAAGUGCCGCUGAGGGAGUCUGAGAGGAGAACACCAUGGGAUAGAAACUACAAACUGAUCCUCUCAGAUGGAUCAUCUGUUUUAAUAAGCUUCACCAUUUGAUCACCUUUAGCAGACUGUGAUGUUAUCUUUUUAUGCUCUCUAAAUAAGAAUCGGAGGAUUUUGCUCCCACUCUUGACAGUCAUGAAAGCUUCUCAAAUGAUUUUUUUCUUGAACUUUUUGUUUGAUAUAGGGCACUGUGAAUAUGACAACAUAGCUCUAUUAAACCUAUGCCUGGACAUUAAAAUCUUAAAGGGGUAUUGUGUGAUUUUGCCACAUUUGGUCUCCCUGCUGCCAAAAAAGGAUCCUUUUUUAUCAGGAUUUUCAUUCCGCCUAAGUCAUUUUCCUGAGGCAGUGGGCAGCAGAGCAAGCCAGACAUAUAUGGCUGUUUGUUUUAAGUUUGAAAGUGUCGAUUAUAAGGAGACGGUGUGGAAAUGCUUUGCAGACUCAGAUGCAAAAGCAGAAGAGGCAGGGAACAGAUAGGAAAGAGAGGGAGAAGCUGUGUCCAGGCAAAGGCCGUGCCAGCUCUCUGCGGUCCCAAGCUGAAAUCUGCCCGGCGUAAACAGGAUGUGAAAGGUUUCCAGACACCGACCCGACCACUCACGGAACGCCAGAUUUAAACGCUCCCCUCAUCUCCUCUGUCUCUCUCUCUCUCUCUCUGUUGCUCGAGGUUCUGGGAUUUGGUGUGGGAGAAGAGAGGGAGAAAAGAGAGGCUUUGAAAAUGAGACGUGGGAUGAUAGGGCUGUAUUUGGAACGGUUACACGUUUGAAAGGGGGUAUUUUGCAGUCUUGGCAAAUUUGUAACUAUUUGGGUCUGGCUCAAACAUUUCAUAAUCACACUCAUGCUCUUUUUCUAAAUAUGCAUUCAUUAUCUUAUUGUAAAAAGCUGUUGACUCAUUGCUCAUCCUAUGCUGUGAUUAUAUUUUGUCAUACCUAUGUUUACCACCAGCUUCACUGAUUCACUCAGAGUCUCUACACCCAACUAUCCACAUUGACCACUUUUGAUAGAAUGUCUAAAUGCUGGAAAUAAAAAACAUCCCCGGGGCUCAUUUUAAAUAUAGGUUCUCUGGUAUGCCAGUGGUUUGUGUGAGAGGGAGACAGAGAGCAACUGGGUGUGUUGUGUUGUGUGAGUGUGCGUGUGUGGUUGGUGAGGUCAUGCGCGAUAGCAUAGAAAUUAUUCCAUGGGUUUAUUGUGAGUUUUAUUGUGAUUGUGCAUGAAAAACAUCUGCAGCAGAUGUUUUUUUCUGUGGCCCAACAAAAAACUGAGAUGUGGAUUUUUAAUGGGUUUUUCACGUUUUAUUUUGUUUAUUUUAGGUGUGUGUGCUGUUUUAUUUUUUUUUAACCUGGGUAACAAUAAAAAUUUUAGCAGAACAGGAAGCAGUCCAGUCCAGACAAAUACAAGGAUGCCACAACAACAACAGCCAGUUAUAGAUGUAUUAAGUGAGCCGGUGGUUUUCAUGAAUGUACUGGAGUCGUACCGUGGCCACAAGAAAUAUUGGUUUUGAAUUGGCUUGCUGUAAAAUUGUGUAACUGGAUACCUCAAACAUUAUUCUGGUCAACACUUUGUGCAACAGCUGUUCUACAUGAGUAUGCAGCAGAGAUUAAAGGAUUGAUCUGGUGACUUCUAUUCACAUUACUCAUGCUUUGAGAUAUUGCCUUCAUUGAAAGAGGUAUUUGGGACAAUGAAAAGAGUCCAUAUACUUACUCCAUUAGGAAUAUUUCUCCCCUCAUUUUUGAGUGUGUAUCGAAGUAUAAUUAUUUCUUCUUUUUUCUAAAAUGUACUGAAUGCUUUUUUUCCCACACACAUGUUUAUGAAUAUAUUGUGUAUAAGACUAAAAUGACUUUAAUAGAGCCCAUGUCAUGUUUUUCUGUGUUUUCUUGCUUUUGCGCAGUGUAAAAUGGAACAAUGUAAACAUCAUCUAAAACUUAAAAAAAGGGGAUAUAAACAUGUUUUUGUUUUCUAAAGCCAAAUGUUCUACAGAAGGAAUACGAUUUAUCCAGUAGAGUCUCAAUCUCACCUACACAACCCUUACUUUUUUCAGCUACCUGGCCACGACCACGUUUUAGUUCCUGGACUGCAUGCAUGGUCAGUGAACUCCAGCUAGAGCAUACACAUUAUUCAUCACAUCCAUUUUUUUGCACUAUAUAGAACCACUCCUGUAACCAUUGCAGGUCAAGAUUGUACGGCCAUUUACCAGAUACUGUGAGGAAUGGGUGAAAUGAGGAGCUAGCUAAGGGAAGUUGAUAGCCGGGGGACAACAGUGGUUGAAAGAGCAGGUGCAAGCUGACAAGUACCUGGUAAGGUUGAGCAAGCAAGCAAGAAACAGCAGCCAAUGGUUUUCAGGCAAAUUCCUGGCUACCAUCAGCUGCUCACUCACUACUAGCUGGUAGGCUAGCUGUUAACUUCCCAAAUCUAGUAAAGAAAACAAAAGGGAAAGAAAUAUACAAUUCUUCAAAAAAUAAAAUGUCAUGAAAGAGUAAUGAAAAGAUCCUCAUGCUAUGUUGAGAUUGAUUGUGAACGUUUUGAUGAUGAUGCAGAACAAAAUUUCUCUUGGUAUAAAAGUAAUAACAUUUCUGUCUGGGUUUGCAUGGUAGAAAUAUUAAUUGGUGUUAGUUAGCCGAUGUAAGCAUGUUCCUGAGCUCCGCAGUACGUAAUGGGUGCAAAAUAUUUUCUCCUAGUUGUAUUCACUUAUACAUCAGCUAUUGUGGGAAUUUGUCAAAGGUGUUUCUGUUCCUGAGUUAGCUUAGAGGUCAAGUUAGAGUAAAUGUAUUGGAGUAAAAGAAAUGGCUGAUGUUUUUGAAAUGCUGUACCUUAAGUACAGUCUCCAGUCUGUGACUCAAAUUUUGGCAACACACAACCAACAAUUCCUUCUGGGUUUUGAACAUUUUAGGACCAUGGAAACAUAAGACCCUGGGAACAUAGGACCUUAUUCAGGGCUUUGAAAACAUAGUAACUUGGAAAUGUAAGAAGGUGGAUACAUAGGGCCCCUGAAGACCAAGGACAAGGACAAUGGGAACUCUAAGCCCUGGAAAAAUUUGACUAUAUACGAACAUGACAUCCUAGAAAUACAGAACUGUUGGAAUAGAGGAUUGCAGAUACGUGACCUAGGGUUGCAUGAGCGCCAGGGAACUGAGAAUCAGAACUAUAUAAAACUAAAGGAACACAAAAACCUGAGAAGAUACCCGUGGAAUAUAGCAACCUUGGAACUAACCUUAUCGUAAGGAUAUGGAUCAAUGAAACAUUGGGGAGCAGAACUCUGUGGUGUGUUAAGUGCAUUCCUCAGUAAAAUAACUGAAAAUUGUUCAGUUUAAUGAGACAAACAUUGCUGCCCUGCCUCCAUAAAUUGUAUACAAACUAAGCACAGAUGUGUGGGGAAGAAAUCUAAGUUACAGUUCUGGCUGCUUGUUGUGUUGGUUAUUUAUUGCCAAUUUGUCUUUUUGUUUUGUUUUUGUCUCAUAUGUCAAAGAACAUGCAUAUUAAUGACUUUCCUUUUUAUAGCAAAAAUGUACAAACAUAAUGUCCUAAGUAGUGAGUGACUGAGAGACACAUAAUAAAGUCUUACAGCAGUGACUGUCAAA